UUGUUGCUACACGUGUUCUUAAAAUUGCGAGGUAAUAGUUGACGAGGAGACAUGGAGACAAGUGUAGCUGUUGGAUCGCGUUCAUCGCAAGAGUCAGACCAAAGCCGACGAUGGACAAACAAACUGAAGUCCACACUUUACAGGAAGAAGUUUCUAUACACGGCAUGCCUUUUGUUCGCCAACUUUAUGUCGGGUUGGAUAAAUGGCCAGAGAGGGCCAUCACUGCUGGACCUACAGCUCAUCACGGGGACGGACUUGUCUCAAGGCUCCGCCUUCUUCACUGCUGCUGCUACUGGCGCUCUGGUUGGAGCCGUUGCUGGUGGAGCCAUCUAUGACCGGUGUAAUAAAUACCUGUCGUUGUUCAUCUCGAUGGCCGGGCAUGGACUGACUGUCGCUGUCAUACCACUGUGUACGCCCUACUGGCUUAUGAUUGCCGUGUUUGUAGCACAUGAGUUCUUCCUUGGCAUAUUUAAAACAGGUUGCAAUGUGGAACUUGUCCGAGUGUGGGGAGUGGAGAGCAAACCUUAUAUGCAGGCUUUACAUUUCCUAUGGUCGUUAGGGGGAAUUAUCUCCCCUUUUGUCCUUGAACCGUUUUUAGCCGUCAGAAAAAAUGGAGGUUAUAACAUAACACAAUCUCCUGUCAUGGGGACUGAAAACAGAACAUAUUUAGUGCAGGAUUUCGUAAAUGCAUCAAAUAUAUCAUCGAAUCAUCAGCCUAAGACAAGAAUCAUUUGGCCUUUUUUGAUGACUGGGAUUCUAACGAUCCUGUCGUCACUACCGUUCUUUAUUGUGUUUUUAUUUGCAAGACAGGAUAAACAUAAGGACAUUACAAAAGCAUUAGAUGGGAAGAGACAAGGUAAAAGGUUGUCCCGGAAACUACUCGCUCUGACACUUGGCCUUCUGGGUAUAUUUUACUUCUUCCUGGAUGAGGUUGAAGACUCGUCGGUGUCCUUCCUGGCAUCAUAUGUGGUCAAGCAGUUCAAGUGGACAAAGGUCACUGGAGCAAGAAUCACAUCGGCGUUUUGGGCAUCAUACGCCUUUGGUCGUCUAGCUGCCAUCUUCUUCAUCACCUAUGUAUCUCACGUAAAGAUAUGUGGUCUAUUCUUUUUCUUUUUAAUCCUAGCUCAGGUUGGCAUGAUAUUCGCCGGAAUGUACCUGUCAACAGUAUUCAUAUGGAUUACAGCUUGUGCUGUGGGAUUUUCAAUAUCAAUCAGUUUUCCUGCGAUGCUAACAUGGAUCGAGAAGGACUUUGUGCAACUCUCAGGAAAAAUCAUGUCCGUGAUCUUCAUAGCUGUAGGUCUUGGCGGAAUGGUCAACCCUCAGAUCAUCGGUCAUCUGAUGGAAGUAUCCAGUCCUCUCUGGUACAAUUAUAUCCUGACCAUUGAGAGUGUUCUGUUGUUCCUCAGUUUCCUGAUGUUAGUGUGGCUGGUGAAGAACGUCCUGAGCAAAUAUCACUCAUCCUACAAUGUCACUGCAGAUGAUACGGAAGCAAUUGAGGUACAGGUACCUCUAAAUGACAAGCCAACCCUAGCUUCAUAGUAAUUCUUCACGAAUUAUUUAAAGGUUCUAUUUGAAUUGCUCAAUCAAUGCUGACCUUACUUGCAGAACGUACACUGCCUUCGCGUUUGAUAAAAUAUAAUAAACAUUGAAAGUGAUUGUUACAUGUGAAUAACUAACGAGCUAGGAGAAUUACGGUUUAUCUAUCCCGAGGGAUAUAAUCUCACAGAUUAUUUAAUUCCGAGUUUCGAGUAAGUUAUUCUCCUUUAUACCCAUAAUCAUACUGGCUCUCGAUCCAAUCC
Messenger RNA from Haliotis rufescens (red abalone), 1799 nucleotides. Its product is annotated as sodium-dependent glucose transporter 1A-like. Gene Ontology annotation, biological process: transmembrane transport. The coding region runs from base 52 to 1539 and encodes 495 amino acids. The transcript is spliced from 3 exons. Lineage: Eukaryota; Metazoa; Mollusca; Gastropoda; Lepetellida; Haliotidae. The record is from RefSeq and is a predicted model, not a curated record.